UUUUACUUUAACGUAAAGUCGCCGUUCUUUGCUUUAAUACUAGAGCAGCAUUAAUAAUAACGACAGGUGAUGUAACGCAUUAUUCAGCGGGGGUUUUUUUUUUCGUUUUGUAGUUUUACUUGCAAAUACCCGUUGUGUUCAUUGGUGAUUACCAGUCGAGCACAGAAUAAUCGAUACGACCACAGGUAGCACGGCUGUCAAAAAACAUGGCUUUGAGACGAGCGCUGCAUUUUGUUUUCAAAGUUGGUGACAGGGCCAAAACUGCCACCUUUUACAGAGAUGUUCUAGGCAUGAAGAUUUUAAGACACGAAGAGUUUGAGGAAGGCUGCAAGGCAACUUGUAAUGGCCCCUAUGAUGGGAAAUGGAGCAAGACAAUGGUUGGCUUUGGUCCAGAGGAUGACCAUUUUGUUGCUGAACUGACCUACAACUAUGGUGUGGGAGAAUAUAAACUUGGCAAUGACUUCUUGGGGAUCACUCUGCAGUCGAGCCAAGCUGUAAGCAAUGCUAAACGUCUUGGGUGGCCUCUCAAUGAGGUGGGAGAGGCUCUGUAUCUGACUCAGGCUCCUGGAGGCUAUCCUUUCUACCUGGUGGACAAAGAGCAACCUCCUAAUGACCCUGUGCAGAAGGUUUGUCUCGGGGUAUCAGACCUCCAAAGAUCGACCCACUACUGGUCCACACUCUUGGGGAUGAAAGUGAUGGACAAAAAUGAGGAAAAGAAGACGGUGCUCAUGGGAUUUGCAGACAGUCAAUGUAAACUGGAGCUUCGUGACAUUGGAGGGAUGGUUGACCAUGGAACAGCUUUUGGGAGAAUAGCAUUUUCAUGCCCGCGGGAGCAACUGCCGGAUAUUGAAGCCUUGAUGAAGAAGGAAAAUCAGAAAAUUCUCACCCCAUUGGUCAGCUUGGACACUCCUGGAAAAGCUACAGUAGAAGUGGUUAUUUUGGCUGACCCUGACGGCCAUGAGAUUUGUUUUGUGGGAGAUGAGGCCUUUAGAGAGCUUUCCAUGGUGGAUCCCAAAGGAAAUGAAUUCCUUGAUAAGGCUAUGGCUGAAGAUAAAAGUGAUGAAUGGUUUGCCAAACACAACAAACAGAAGACUGCUGCAUGAGAUGGAGGAGCUGACCUGUCAGUUUUCAUCAGUUAAUGAGGAUGAGAUGCCGCACAACGCACCUGUAGCAUAGAUCUGCCUUAGGCUGGCAGUGUAAGAUUAAUUUUGUUUUAUGUAAAAUUGUGCCCUGAGAUGCUGUAAUGGACCACUUGUGAUGUAUUUUUUUCCCAAUAAAUAUUCUUCCUAAAAGCAAGGCUGAGUGAUGGGCAAAAAACAACAAGUCAAGUCAGUUUUAUCUAUAAAAGACAUGUCAAUGUGAAGUGGCAAAUUGUCUCAAGAAUCCAAUUAUAAACAUGGAUCUCACACAAACAAUGUAAUAAAAAUAUUGAUUGAAAAAAAAUCAAAGAAUAAAAGCAGCGAAAUUCUAACAAAUGUAAAACAGCCAAGUAACAGAACAACAGAAAACAUUUACAGUGACUUUAACCAAACCAUGAGAGACCUCAUUGUUGGAUAGAUUAUUAUGUGUGGCAGCAAACUAUUCCAGAACGUAGACCUGGUCGCCUUUAAUUUUAGGCGAAAAGGUGACACUGAGAGAAGUUAGUGCCAACUUAAUCUCAUAAUAAAGUAUCACCAGGACUUCAUAGCUUAAGUUUGGUCUUGCACCUCUACUGAGUCUCCACCAGCCUUCUGUGCAUAUUCCUCUUACAGCUGUAGUAAAACAACAUGUUUGCCCGGUUCCCAACUCAUUUUGUGGUAAAUAUAAAACGGAUUACCCAAUGGGCCCACCAUGUACAGGCUCUAUGGGCUUUUGGUCUUAUCAUAGAAAUAUGACAUAUCCAAUAAAGAGCCACAAAACAACAGAAAUGAGGCACAACAGAUAUGUACAAGGACUGCAAAGACAUAAAAUGACAUCUGCAUGGUCUGUGGUUCUCUUUCAGUUCUGUUGUUUGUCCACAUGAACCUGCUGUUUUAUAUUCUAUCCAUGUCCACCUUUAUUUAGAAAACAUGUGCCAUAUAGCAUAAUAGAAAAUAAAAUAAAGGUUUUACAUGUAUAAUUAA
Molecule: messenger RNA, 2102 nt
Organism: Oreochromis niloticus (Nile tilapia)
Lineage: Eukaryota; Metazoa; Chordata; Actinopteri; Cichliformes; Cichlidae
Gene: glod4
Product: glyoxalase domain containing 4
Exons: 9
Coding region: 207-1103 (298 amino acids)
Source: RefSeq, a predicted model, not a curated record